GCGCGCGCACUCCCUCCUUCCUCUUUCUCGUCGCGUUCCUGUGACAUCAUCAGCCUUCCUUCCUUCCUUUCCGGCCUGUCUGGCGGCGUGUGAGGAGGUAGUGAUAUAUCUUCUCAGCAUUUUCCUAUUUCACGUUAUCUGUGGCAAGCAAUCUUGUAUUAAACAAUGCAGAACGACGCUGGAGAAUUCGUGGACCUAUAUGUGCCCCGCAAAUGUUCUGCAAGUAACAGGAUAAUUGGGGCAAAAGACCAUGCUUCCAUCCAAAUAAAUAUUUCUGAGGUUGAUAAAGUAACAGGCAGAGUCAACGGCCAAUUCAAAACAUAUGCAAUUUGUGGAGCAAUUCGUAGAAUGGGAGAGUCUGAUGACUCUAUCUUGCGCCUGGCAAAAACCGAUGGCAUCGUUUCCAAGAAUUUCUAGCUGAAAAAGCACAAUGAUAUGGAAUUUGUUAUAAAAUAAAAACUGGGAAACAUCUUUA
Anolis sagrei ordinatus is the source of this 475-nucleotide messenger RNA. RefSeq names its product ribosomal protein S21 (gene RPS21). The record is from RefSeq and is a predicted model, not a curated record. NCBI's taxonomy places the organism in Eukaryota, Metazoa, Chordata, Lepidosauria, Squamata, Anolidae. Gene Ontology annotation, biological process: endonucleolytic cleavage in ITS1 to separate SSU-rRNA from 5.8S rRNA and LSU-rRNA from tricistronic rRNA transcript (SSU-rRNA, 5.8S rRNA, LSU-rRNA); translation; endonucleolytic cleavage to generate mature 3'-end of SSU-rRNA from (SSU-rRNA, 5.8S rRNA, LSU-rRNA). Gene Ontology annotation, cellular component: ribosome; cytosolic small ribosomal subunit. Gene Ontology annotation, molecular function: structural constituent of ribosome.